GAACUUUGAAGACUUAGCCAUGAAGUUCUCUUCUUUGAGUCGGCAUUGAAGUGUGUGUAUAUAUAUAUAUAUAUGGAAUCACUACAUUUAUAGAUCUAUUUCAUUACCUCCAUUUUCAUUCCUUGUGUGAGGAAGAGAACAGAGAAAAGAUGCCGCCACCGGGUUGGGGACCACCACCAGGAGGACCUCCGGGGCCUGCCGGAAUUUGUGGUUGCUUCGAUUUUCUCUGCGGUGGCAUAUGCCGCCUUAUAUCUUCAUGUUUCUAUGUGCUGUGCUGCUGCUGUAUCUUUGAAAGCUGCUGUGGACCAAUGUUUGGUGGGCCACCUGGACCUCCUGGGCCCCCUCGCUUUUGAUCGUCUUCCUUUUCCAUUUUCCAUCGUUGCAAUGGAUAUUUGGAGUUAGUUGAUUUAAAUAAAUUAAUAAAAAUUAGGGGGACAUGUGUGAUUUAUUUUGUAUGUCGUGUAUUUUUUUUAAUGAGAAAAAAAGAAGAGAAAAGUUUAUUUAAAUUUGUGGAUUAGUUUGGUUUGGUUUGGUUUAGUUGGAAUGAACUUUUCUUUGCUAU
This is a messenger RNA of Rubroshorea leprosula, 562 nucleotides long. NCBI's taxonomy places the organism in Eukaryota, Viridiplantae, Streptophyta, Magnoliopsida, Malvales, Dipterocarpaceae. The record is from the annotation of a GenBank genome assembly.